UUCCACACACACACACACACACACACACACACACCACCCUGUUGUCCUGCUCUCCGCUCUGCUCUCUGUGUGUAACCAUGUCGGAUUUAGAGAACUGCAUGAACACCAUCAUUCACAUCUUCCACAAAUACUCGGACCGAGAGGGAGACAAGAACACGCUGAAGAAGAGCGAGCUGAAGGAACUACUCACACACGAACUGCCCUCGUUCACAGAGCACAUUAAGGACCAGUCUUCAUUUGAUUCCCUGAUGGAGGGUCUCGACACCGAUGGAGACGCCGAGUGCGACUUCCAGGAGUUCAUGACCUUUGUCACUAUGGUGACCAUCUGCUGCCACGUGUUCUUUCACGAGGACGAAUGAGAUGAAGAGGAAGAGGAAGAGGAGCAAGCUGGAAAUUUAACUGGAGUUUAUUAGUAGUAAUAGUGUAACAUCAUAGAAUCACAACUCAUAACAUUAUUAUUAUUAUUAUUGCUGUUGUUGUUUCUGUGUUUUUUGACUUGGUUAUGUUGAUUUGCUGAAUUCCUUCAAUGAAACUGGGCUGGACUGAGAGGCUUCAGCUGGUUUGAACUAGUUCUUACUGGGUUUUGCUGGUUUGUUCCCAUUGUUGGCAAGUUGUUAUUGGUUCUGGCUAGGUUGGAUUUAUAGUAACUGGUUAUGACUGGUGAAUCUGACCGGUUCUAUCUAGUUGUGAAUGGAUUUGAGUGAAUUGUAAUAAAGUUACUAUUGUUUGUUAGUUUUUUGGUCUGGUGUUUGGACUAGUUUUAACUUGUUUGCACUGACUGGAUUUGACUGGUUUAAACUGGUCUUGACUGCCUAAUAAUAGGUCAUUGAAGGUUCUUCAAAUCAAACAUAAAAGGAAUUUAUCAUGAAUUAUUGCUGUUGUUGUUGUUUUAUCCAACUAUACAUUUUUAACCAUAUUUGCUAACGUUUAUUUAUUUAUAUGAAAAAUUAAAGAAAUUAAAAUGAAUGUAGUGGCUGGACAUCAUAACCUUACUUUCUGUAAAAUGAAUGGAUUUUAGUACGGCAUGAAAUUUCUCUCUGUGAGUUGUGAUUUUUUUUUUCAGUUGGACUAAAACAUACAAUACAAGCUUAAGUUACUUAAUGAAAACUAAUUUAAACUAAAACCUUAUUAAUUUAUGUCUCUGUGGAAUCCAAGUUCACAAGGUUCACUUUUAAUGCUGAUGUGAAAUAGAACUAGCAUCGCUAACUUGCUACGCCUGACACAUACAGGCCUUUAUUGUAACCAACAAUAAAAUGAUUUCAACACGUC
Molecule: messenger RNA, 1269 nt
Organism: Clarias gariepinus (North African catfish)
Lineage: Eukaryota; Metazoa; Chordata; Actinopteri; Siluriformes; Clariidae
Gene: s100b
Product: S100 calcium binding protein, beta (neural)
Exons: 3
Coding region: 78-359 (93 amino acids)
Biological process (GO): positive regulation of cell population proliferation; positive regulation of canonical NF-kappaB signal transduction
Cellular component (GO): cytoplasm; nucleus
Molecular function (GO): S100 protein binding; RAGE receptor binding
Source: RefSeq, a predicted model, not a curated record